Messenger RNA from Ostrinia nubilalis (European corn borer), 6726 nucleotides. It is a transcript of the gene Spt6, whose product is annotated as transcription elongation factor SPT6. Gene Ontology annotation, molecular function: nucleosome binding; DNA binding; histone binding. The coding region runs from base 155 to 5314 and encodes 1719 amino acids. The record is from RefSeq and is a predicted model, not a curated record. Gene Ontology annotation, cellular component: transcription elongation factor complex. Gene Ontology annotation, biological process: transcription elongation-coupled chromatin remodeling; nucleosome organization; transcription elongation by RNA polymerase II. Lineage: Eukaryota; Metazoa; Arthropoda; Insecta; Lepidoptera; Crambidae. The transcript has 25 exons.
AUUGAAUGGUAAUUAGAAAAUAAUGCGAAUUGAGUUGACUUUUCUUUCAUUUCUCAAGCAAUUUUAGUCAAAAAAUAUCAUUUUACUGUGGUUAUUCGCGUAGAAUUAACGUGUCUGUAUAUUUUAUUCAGUGUUUUAUUAGUGCUAAGUGAAUAUGGCUGAUUUCUUCGACUCUGAGGCCGAGGAGAGUGGAUUGUCUGAAGAUGACGAGCAGCCCACAGAGCGUAAGAAGGUUAAGCGCAAAGCACAAGUUCAGAGUGACGACGAAGAUGAAGACGAAGAAGACGAUGAGGACCGUCUGCGUGAGGAGCUAAAAGACUUGAUAGAUGAUGCUCCUAUAGAUGAAUCAGGUAGUGACGGAGAAGAUUCUGAUGAAGGUCCUACAAAGAAACGGAAAAAGAGUGAUGAUGAACUUGACGACCGGUUAGAAGAUGAAGAUUAUGAUCUCAUUGAAGAGAAUCUUGGUGUUAAAGUUGCAAGGAAUAAAUUUAAACGUCUUCGACGUUUGGAAGACGAUGACAGUGACAAUGAGGGGGCCGAUGACCCGGAUCUAGAGAGAGAGGUUAUUGCAGAAAAACUCUUUGUCGGAGGAUCUGAUGAGGAGGAUGAGAAUCGUUCAGAAGCAGCAGCCCACCACCAGCAAGCGCAAGCGGAGUACGAUGAUGACAAUGAGGACAUGGAAUCGGACGCCGAUGACUUUAUUGUGGAUGAUGAUGGCAGACCAAUCGCUGAGCGGAAGAAGAAACGUAAACCGAUCUUCACUGAUGCAUCCCUCCAAGAAGGUCAGGACAUAUUCGGUGUGGACUUUGACUAUGAUGAGUUUGAGAAGUAUGGUGAUGAAGAUUAUGAGGAUGAGGAUGAAGAGGACCUGGACGAGUACAUUGAGGAUGAGGAAGAUGAUGGUGAACGAAGGAGAACUAAAAAGGGUAAACCAAAGCGUCCCAGCAAGAAGUCUAUAUUUGAAAUAUAUGAACCGAGCGAGUUGAAGAGAAGCCACUUCACUGAUCUGGAUAAUGAGAUCCGCAAACUGGACGUUCCCGAGAGAAUGCAGAUUCGGGAGGUCCCGAUUACGGCGGUUGAGGAAGGCAGCACUGAGCUGGAAGAUGAAGCCGAGUGGAUAUACAAGCAGGCCUUCCUCAAGGCUCCCGUGUCCAAGGCUGACUCGCAGGAGGCUAGGGAGAGGUCACGCAGGGGCUCAAGUACGAUAACGAAGAUCCGUCAAGCGCUGGACUUCAUGCGCAACCAGACCUUAGAGGUGCCGUUCAUAGCGUUCUACCGCAAGGAGUACGUGCAGCCCGAGUUAAAUAUAAACGACCUGUGGAAGGUCUACAAGUAUGAUGCUAAGUGGUGCCAAUUAAAGCAACGCAAGGAGAACCUUCUCAAACUCUUGGAGAACAUGCGGGAGUACCAGCUCGAUAAGGUGAUGGAGAACCCUGACGCUCCCAUACCGGACACCAUGAGGCUCAUCAGGGACGAGGACAUUGAGAGACUAAAGAACGUCCAAACGUCGGAGGAGCUUCGUGACGUGCACACACAUUUCCUGCUGUACUAUUCGCACGACCUGCCCGAGAUGCAGAAGGUGCAGCGAGUUAAAGAGAAGAAGAGAGAACUUGAGGAGAAGAAGAAAAUGGCCCGCGAAGAAGCCGAGAAGAACGGCGAGGAUCCCGAGGAGGCGGCUGCCGAAGUAGAGGCGCGGGCUUCCGAGGAGGAAGACCAUCCUUGUGACGUCAAAUACGCCGUGCGCUCCGGGCCUUACGAGCUAUGCAGGAAGGCCGGCAUUGAGCCGCUGGUGAAGAAGUUCGGCCUGACGCCGGAGCAGUUCGCGGAGAACGUGCGCGACAACUACCAGCGCCACGAGGUCGAGCAGCAGCCCGUCGCGCCCUUGGAGGCUGCUGCGCCCUACGCCCUGGCCACAGGCUCGGCAGCGGAGGUGGUGCGGCGCGCCGUAUACAUGUGUGGCGUGCAGUUAGCACGCGAGCCUUUAUUACGGAGCACGCUCCGAGAUGCGCUGAGAGAGCGAGCCACGCUGACUGUGCGACCCACGGCGCGUGGCAUGAAGGAGAUCGACGAGAACCAUCCAUGCUUUGGCUUGAAAUACCUGAAGAAAAAGCCAGUCCGCGACCUGACCGGCGACCAGUAUCUCAAGCUGACGAUGGCGGUGGAAGACAAGCUUCUGGAGGUUUCCAUCAGCGAGCAGAUCGAGGGGAACACCGGCCCCAGCUACCUUGAGGAGCUGAAGCAGCUGUACCAGAAGGACGAGUUUGCAGCCACGGUGCAGGCGUGGAACGACCUUCGCGUGGAGGCGGUGACCAUAGCGCUGACCAAGAUCGUCAUGCCCGAGCUCCGCAGGGAGCUACACUCGGUCCUGUUGCAGGAGUCCAAGGAGUAUGUGCUCAAGUGUUGCCGUCGCCGCUUAUACGACUGGCUGAAAGUGGCUCCGUACGAGUCGAGAAUAUCGGACGAUGAUGACGAAGAAUGGGAUACCGCAAACGGAUUGCGCGUGCUAUCAAUAGCAUACGUCCCGGACCGCGCUCACUCGGCCUUCGCGUGCGUGGUGGCGGCUGCCGGCGAGGUGGUCGACCACCUGCGCCUGCCGCACCUGCUGUACCGCCGCAACGCCUGGGACGCGCUCGAGCGCAAGAACAAGGAGGCCGACAUGACCGCGCUCCGGAGGUUCAUCCUCCGCAAGAAGCCUCACGUGAUCGUGAUCGGCGGGGAGUCCCGCGACGCUCUCACCGUGAAGGCCGACGUGUCGGAGUGCGUGCAGCGCCUGGUGGAAGACGAGCAAAUCCCGCGGAUCCCCAUCGAGAUCGCGGAUAACCACAUCAGCAAGAUCUACAGCAAUAGCAUUCGCGGCCGGAACGACUUCAGAGAAUACCCCGAUACACUCCGUCAAGCUGUAUGCCAAGGUCGUCUCCUCCAAGAUCCGCUUAUGGAAAUCUCACAGCUCUGUGGCCCCGACGAGGAAAUACUUUGCUUGCGGUACCACCCGCUCCAGGACCAGAUAUCCAAAGAGGAUCUGUUAGAAGGCAUCGAGCUGGAAUUCGUGAAUCGAGUGAACGAAGUCGGUGUAGACAUGAAUGAAGCCAUUCUGACAGGCCGAGGCACAGAGUUACUCCAAUACGUCUGCGGUCUAGGUCCAAGGAAAGCUCAAGCCUUAAUCAAGCUCUUCAAACAGACCAAUCAGAAGCUAGAAAACAGAACGCAGUUAGUUACAGUUUGCCACAUGGGUCCAAAGGUGUUCAUCAAUUGCUCAGGUUUUAUAAAGAUUGAUACGAGCAGUUUAGGAGAUAGUACGGAGGCAUACAUCGAAGUGUUGGACGGGUCGCGUGUUCACCCGGAAACUUAUGAAUGGGCGAGGAAAAUGGCUGUGGACGCUUUGGAAUACGAAGACGAGGAUGCCAAUCCAGCGGGGGCCGUAGAGGAAAUCCUCGAAGCGCCCGAAAGGCUAAAGGAUUUAGAUCUCGACGCCUUCGCCGAAGAAUUGGAGCGCCAAGGCUUCGGAAACAAAUGUAUCACGCUGUACGAUAUCCGAGCUGAAUUGAACUCUAGGUAUAAAGACCUCAGGGUUCCGUAUCGCUCGGCGACUCCCGAGGAGUUGUUCGAUAUACUGACCAAAGAGUCUCCAGAGACGUUUUACUUAGGCAAGAUGGUGCUGGCUUCGGUGAUCGGCAUCACGCAUAGAAAGCCUCAAAGAGAGAUGCUGGACCAGGCCAACCCUGUGAGGAACGACGAGACUGGACUCUGGGAGUGCCCCUUCUGUCACAAGAAUGACUUCCCUGAGUUAUCUGAGGUAUGGAACCACUUCGACGCGGGCGCGUGUCCGGGCCAAGCGACCGGCGUCCGGAUCCGGCUGGACAACGGGCUGUCCGGGUACAUCCACAUCAAGAACCUGUCCGACCGGCACGUGGCGGACCCCACGGAGCGCGUCCGGAUCGGACAGACGGUGCACUGCCGGAUCAUCAAGAUCGAUGUGGAGAGGUUCUCGGUGGACUGCUCGUCUAAGUCUUCGGACUUGUUGGAUAAAAAUAAAGAGUGGAGACCGCCAAAAGACCCGUACUACGACCAAGAGGCAGAGGACAAAGACAUCCGCAAAGAAAAGGAUGCAAAGCAAACUAAAGAACGGAUGCAGUAUGUCAAGCGGGUGAUCGUGCAUCCUGCUUUCCACAACAUAUCCUUCGCCGAGGCAGAGAAGCUUAUGGAGAAUAUGGCGCAAGGAGAGGUCAUUGUCAGGCCGAGCAGUAAGGGCUCCGAUCACUUGACAGUAACGUGGAAGGUGGCUGACGGCAUCUGCCAACACAUCGACGUCCGCGAGGAGGGCAAAGAAAACGCGUUUUCAUUAGGACGAAGUCUCUGGAUACAGGGAUCCGAGUUCGAGGAUCUCGACGAAAUCAUCGCGCGCCACGUGACGCCGAUGGCGGGCCACGCGCGCGAUCUCAUCUCCUACAAGUACUACCGGCCGCUCGGAGGCAUGCGUGACAAGGCCGAAGAAGUGCUCAAAGAAGAAAAGGCCAAGAACGCCAACAAGAUUCAUUAUGUCAUAUCCGCGGCGAAGAAUCACCCCGGCCGGUUUUUGCUAUCGUAUCUCCCGCGGGCGAGGUGUACUCACGAGUAUGUGUCCGUCACGCCCGACGGCUACAAGUUCAGGCAGCGGAUGUUUGAUUCUCUUGGCGGGUUGCUCAAAUGGUUUAAAGAGCACUUCAGAGAUCCGCCACCGAGCGGGACGCCUCUACAGCGUACGCCGGCGUUACGUACUCCGCACGCGUCCACGAUAUACCACACGCCGCAUGCUCAUACGCCGGCUUUCCAUACGCCGGCUCACACGCCGGGCCCGGCGUAUAUCAAUACGCCUUAUACGCCGUCGGCGCAAACGCCGUACAUGACGCCGUUCGCCGCCACGCCGCGACAGCCUGACUUCCUCACGCCAGCUGCGCCGCGACACAAGCCUAUUGCCGUGCCCGUGCAGAUGCAGCAGCAAAUGCAGCCUAUUUACACAGAACCAGCCGACUGGCAGAAGGCGGCCGAAGACUGGGUGCGGCACCGCACUCGCGACACGCCCGCCACGCCGCGCGGCAGCGAGGGCGGCGCCACGCCCCGCCACGUCCGCUCUACGCCGCGACACGACGCGCGCUCCACGCCACGACACGACGCCCGCUCGACUCCACGACACGACGUCCGCGGCACGCCGCACUCGCACCACUCGCACUCGGGCCGGUCGUCGCGCGCGGCGUCGGCGCGCUCCACGCCACACACCAAUACCUCGCCGCGCUCCAUGUCGCUGGGCGACGCGACGCCGCUCUACGACGAGAACUAGGAAGACUGACGGCUUGCCGAACUGAAUCGUAUUUUUAUUUUUGUACCGUUUAGCGACGGGGCGCGGCGUAGUGUGGCUUCGACUCCGGUGAUGUUUCUGGCGCGGCGAGGUUCAGUUUCAAUAAUCUUGCUAUCGUGUUUUAUCCACUCAUGUAUCGCUUUGACAGCCCUCGAUAACUAAAAUCGUUGGCAAGAUUAAUUUGAAUUUGGUCGAUAAAAAUCUGAUGCGUCAAAGAUGCCGUUCGAAGUUUAUUUUAGCUUGAAAUCUUAACCGUCUUUCGGGGACGUUAGUUUUCUCUAUCCAUUACGUACUUCCUAAUCUAUAUUAUGAAUUUAAUGUAACCUUAUCUUAAUCCUCUCAUUUUGUUAUUGUUUCGUGACUUCGUAACUUCCACCUUCCCUAUUAUUUAUUAUAGGAAAAUAAAUUGCUGGAAAAAGAAUUCUAAAUAGCAAAUGUUCAAUAGCAAUAAUCAUGUACCUUUAAAGUGAGAGAUUUAUAUAUUCCUGUUACCAUUGCAGUUUUCAUUAUAGUAUCAAAUUCUAUAGCUAAUUGGCAGUCAUAUGUUUACUAGAUAUUUUGUUAUCUAAGUCGGCGCAUGUGCCCAUAUAAAAAUUAUGGAUAAAUAUUUAUUAUUCUCGGACAUAUAACUAUGUAUUGUUUGGAUUUAAUAGUACCAAGCUGUUGGUAUUUUGAUAGAUUGUAUUAGUUAUCUGUUUUGGUAUGAGCGUGAAGUUUACUGGUCAUGAAGGGAGUAAUGUCCGCGCCAAUAUAAUGUGGAAACCUUUUUAAAAAGGUAAAGUUUUUGAACAAAAUUGUGUGAUGGGCAGUUUAGCUAUCGGCAUACUUUUUAUGAGAUGUCUAAAUAUGACUCCUACAGAAUUUAUUUAGCAAUAGAAACCUUAUGGAUUUUAAAACUAGUACUAAUUUGCGUUAAUAAAAAAAAGGGUUUCCAUGGUUAAAAUGAAGUUUAGAAAAUUUAUUCUUUACAUCACUAUAAUGUUUUUUGCAAGGUUUGUCAAUUUCUAAUUGGCGCGAAUAUACUCGUGGAUUUGUGUAAGUUUUAGUUGUAUAGUACUUAUUAUUAUAAAAUAUUAUUAAGGAGCGCACACACCAAGUUAUCCAAGUAUAAUAAUGCCUUAUUGUGCCUAAAAUAAACGAUUUAACGAUGUAUAGUUGCCUUUACCCCUAACAAGAUAUCAAUUAAUUAAUAGCUGACAUGUUCACGCUCAUACGAAAUUAUAUAAGAUCGCGUUACUGUAAUUUGUUAUAAUAGCUUUGUAUUGAAGCAUUUUGCAUCCAACUCCAAUGUAACGAGCCUGACAUGCCUUAGGGAUGGUCAGUGAACAGUUCUCUACAUAUUCACGGCCAUUCUCUCGAUAAAACGUAAUCUAAAUAAAAACUGACAAACCAAA